AAGUCUAAUUGUAAAUUUUGUCAAAAAUGACAAGUAAACAAUUCGUGUUCCCUGCUAGGCUUUGCUAGACUGUUUAUUUUUAAUAUUUACUUGAAAACAAUUUCGCCUUCAGAUAGAAUAAUGGAACCACCAUUUGCACCGCUCAGUGAUUCGUGUGCAAAAGCCUUGGGUGACAAAGUCUACGAUAAAAGGAAGCUAGCCGCGUUGGAAAUUGAAAAGACAGUUAUCGAGUUGAAUAACAAAAACAAUGUUACGCAAAUUCGAAAGCUCAUUGAAGUGCUGUCGCGGGAAUUUGCCAUGUCCCGCGAUGCGAAUAGGCGAAAAGGUGGCCUGAUAGGAUUAGCAGCUACGACUUUAGCGCUAGGAAAAGAUUGUGAUAAGUACAUUCGUGAGAUCGUGCACCCAAUUUUGAACUGCUUGGCAGAUCCUGAUGUUCGUGUUCGAUACUUUGCCUGCGAAUCUCUGUACAACGUGGCGAAAGUUGCUCGCGCUUAUAUUAUACCCCUUUUUCCGGAGAUGUUCACUUUCCUGACAAAACUUGUCACCGAUCCGGAUCAGAUGGUUAAAGAAGGGAGUGAAUUGCUGGACCGAUUACUGAAGGAUAUAGUUACUGAAUCAUCACAAAUUUUAAAUUUGGACGGAUUCAUUCAUCUACUACGCGAGCAAAUCUAUGUGAAAAAUUCGUUUGCACGUCAAUAUGUAAUCUCGUGGAUCUCUGUCCUAAACGCAGUACCGGAAAUCAACAUGGUCGUUUAUUUGACUGAAAUCCUGGAUGGACUGUUUUUAAUGUUGGAGGACAAUAUGCCCGAAAUCCAUCGAAUGUGUGAUACACUUUUAACGCAAUUCUUAAAAUCGAUUCGCAACGACCCAGUCUCCGCUAAUAUUGAUAAGAACAUAAACAUAUUGAUUGUCCAUGCCCAGUCUACCAACGAUUUAAUUCAGUCAACAGCUAUCAACUGGAUUCGUGAAUUUGUCCAAAUAUCUGGAUCAGCCAUGUUACCAUUUACUAGUGGAAUAUUCACCGCGAUUUUACCAUGUUUAUCUUAUGAAGGAGAGACAAGGAAAGACAUAAAAGAAUGUGCAAUUAUGGUCAAUAAAAGUUUGAUGGAGCUGGUCUCCUCAAAACAGAACAAAGCUGAAAAUAUAAAGAAAUUGGAUCUAAGCUCUGUAAUGGAAGUUUUACGGCAGUAUUUAUCGCACAAUUCCGUUCAUACGAAAGUGGCUGUACUUAAGUGGAUUCAUCAUCUAUUUAAUGAAAUUCAUAACGAGAUGUCAGAUCACGCUACCAGUUUGUUCCCAGUAUUAUUAGGAAUUUUAUCAGAUAAUUCGGACGAAGUAGUGUUACAAGGUUUAGUUGUCCUGGCUGAAAUCGUCAAUCCAACACAUUCCAAAGACGGCGCAUUCAACAAGGGUCAAUAUAGAAAGUUUUUGUAUAGUUUAUUGAAUCUUUUUAGCGAGGAAAAGCAAUUUUUAGAAAAUCGUGGGAGCUUAAUUAUAAGGCAAUUAUGUGUGCUACUCAAUGCUGAGCACAUCUAUCGAACUUUCGCUGAAAUCAUAGCAGAAGAAACGGUUAAUGUAAAAUUUGCUUCAACAAUGGUUCGAUCGCUUAACAUAAUUUUAUUAACGUCUUCGGAACUUUUCGCCCUGCGUAAUGCUUUACGAGAUAUCACCAAUAAAAAUUCUGCUUCGCUUUUUAAAUGUUUAUAUAAAAGUUGGGCGCAUUGCCCAGUCUCGACCUUAUCGCUUUGCUUAUUAGCUCAGUGCUAUGAACACGUUUCUGAUCUUGUUGGUGUAUUCGGAACCCUUGAAAUAACGCUGGAACUUUUGAAUGAAUUAGACAAAUUAGUGCAGUUAAUCGAAUCACCGAUAUUUGCUUCGUUAAGACUGACAUUAGUCUCAAAAGCCAAUAAUUGUGCCGAUGCCCAGCAUUUAGCUCAUGCUCUUUUUGGGAUAUUGAUGCUUUUACCGCAGACAGAGGCUUUUAUUUUAUUGAAGAAUAGACUUCAAUGUGUUCCAAACUAUUGGGGCCAACGGCCAGAAAAGAAUAACGCAGAUUCACAGGAGAGUCGAAGUGAAAUCGAUUUCAAAGAACUAUUCGAGCACUUCGUGAAAGUGCAAAGGAUGCAUCACACGCAAAAGAUGGCACAAAGAAAGCGCAGCGUCUUAUUGUGGGACAACGAUAGCUCCGUAACUACUAAGGAAUAAUAAUAGACAAAUUUUCACAGUCAAAUAUUUGGCAAUUGAUAUAUGUGUAUGCGCAUUCGUAUAAGAAUAAAGUGAUAUUCCAUAAUUUUGCUAAUGUCAAA
Messenger RNA from Hermetia illucens (black soldier fly), 2306 nucleotides. Its product is annotated as protein VAC14 homolog. The record is from RefSeq and is a predicted model, not a curated record. Gene Ontology annotation, cellular component: PAS complex; endosome membrane. Lineage: Eukaryota; Metazoa; Arthropoda; Insecta; Diptera; Stratiomyidae. The transcript is spliced from 13 exons. The coding region runs from base 121 to 2205 and encodes 694 amino acids. Gene Ontology annotation, biological process: phosphatidylinositol biosynthetic process; positive regulation of kinase activity.